UAUACAGUGUGGAAUUUUGUUCCAAAAAACUUAUUUGAGCAGUUCAGAAGAGUAGCCAACUUUUAUUUUCUGAUUAUAUUUUUGGUUCAGCUCAUGAUAGAUACCCCUACCAGUCCUAUUACCAGUGGAUUGCCAUUAUUCUUUGUCAUAACUGUGACAGCCAUAAAACAGGGUUAUGAAGACUGGCUACGACAUAAAGCAGAUAAUGAAGUAAAUGGUGCUCCAGUUUAUGUUGUUCGAAGUGGUGGCCUUGUAAAAACUAGAUCUAAAAACAUUCGGGUGGGGGACAUUGUCAGAGUAGCCAAAGAUGAGACUUUUCCUGUUGAUCUGGUGCUUCUGUCAUCUGAUCGAGUUGACGGUUCAUGCCAUGUUACUACUGCAAGUUUGGAUGGAGAGACCAAUCUUAAGACACAUGUUGCAGUCCCAGAAACAGCAGUGUUACAGUCUGUUGCCAACCUGGACAAACUUGUAGCUGUUAUAGAAUGUCAGCAACCAGAAGCAGACCUAUACAGAUUUGUUGGAAGAAUAACUGUAAGUCAGCAAACUGAAGAAAUUGUACG
Molecule: messenger RNA, 560 nt
Organism: Antrostomus carolinensis (chuck-will's-widow)
Lineage: Eukaryota; Metazoa; Chordata; Aves; Caprimulgiformes; Caprimulgidae
Product: probable phospholipid-transporting ATPase IF
Exons: 6
Biological process (GO): phospholipid translocation
Cellular component (GO): endoplasmic reticulum; plasma membrane; recycling endosome
Molecular function (GO): ATPase-coupled intramembrane lipid carrier activity; ATP binding; ATP hydrolysis activity
Source: RefSeq, a predicted model, not a curated record